This is a messenger RNA of Silurus meridionalis, 3885 nucleotides long. Its product is annotated as transcriptional-regulating factor 1. Gene Ontology annotation, cellular component: transcription regulator complex; histone deacetylase complex. Gene Ontology annotation, biological process: negative regulation of DNA-templated transcription; regulation of transcription by RNA polymerase II. NCBI's taxonomy places the organism in Eukaryota, Metazoa, Chordata, Actinopteri, Siluriformes, Siluridae. The record is from RefSeq and is a predicted model, not a curated record. Gene Ontology annotation, molecular function: transcription corepressor activity. The transcript has 15 exons. Bases 466 to 3495 code for a protein of 1009 amino acids.
UCAGAGCAUAGAGAGAAAAAGACUGCAUUUCCUGGACUUCCUUAAACCCCCCUAAGCUGUCAGAAAUAGGACUUAAUAUAGGAGAUAUCUAGAAUUCCUUAGUCAGCAGUACAUAUGUUGACUUCCUCCGUUUGGCCAACAUCUCAACAUCAUUUUUUCUUUAGUUAUCGUUUUUCUAAGAUUAUGUUUUUGGACAACGCUGAAUGUGUAGUAAAUGCUGCCUUUGCUGACUUGGCUUACAAAGUGGACCAAACUUAUUGAAAGCAGUAAACAGAGGGAAUGACCCCCACAGUCUUUCGACAUUCACCAUUUAUGCAAGAAAUACCUGGAAAAUAAUAAUGGACAAAUUUGUUAAUUAUAUUGAAUAAGUGCAAUAAAAUUCAGAGCAAUUCUAACCCAUAGGUAAAUUUGCUUGUUAGGCCAGAAUAAGAAGAUUAGAUUAAUUGUUUGGUUUCGAUUUUCAAUAUGACAGAAAACCUGUAUGAGAUUAAUGACCUAACUAAUGGUAGAUCUGGUUAUGCCAUGCAUAGUACAAUGCCAUUACAACCAUCACCACUGUCUCCUCAAGUUAACCAAAAGUAUAUGCCAUCUCCUACCACUCCACAAAAUCAGCUUUCUCCACUACUUGACCUACGACAUGAUGAAGGAUCUUGGGAACAUAAUCAACUUGAGAAGUCUGUCUCUUCCAUGUUAACUGAUACUAUGAAUUCUCAUGUUGCCUACACCUUCAAUGUUGCGGAAACUGUACAUGGACUGGAUUCCUUUUCCAAAGCAUUUCCUGUAAAAAACCCAAAUACUGUGUUUGGUAACAGUUUAAGUGAAAAAAAUGCAGUAGACAAUCAUGUUCCAGAGAUUUUGCAGUCACCCCAGAGAGGAACAUCUUCAUCUGGGUCAGAUAGAGAGCCAUUUAGUCCUGUAACCAUGCAGAGUCGAUCACAGCAGUGUCAUAAUCCGCUUGUGCACCCCCACAUAGACAACCAAAAUAUGGCUCAUAAUCCCUAUCAAAGCCACCAGCAAUAUUAUGGAUAUCAACAUCACAAACCCCAGCCGAGAGAGAACAACUCUGUGCCAGUUUACAAAGUACCCUACUACAAGUCUCAGAACCAAUAUCUUUUCCACCAGCAAGAAAAUCAAAUCCAUCAGCAGCAGCUUACACCUUAUUCAUUAGCACAGCAAAAACAGCAAAUACCACCAGAUGUUCAAGAAGGCCAUGAGUCUGUUGAAUCACCAACUGAUAGCUACACUGAGGACUAUAAAACAUCUGGGCAAACAGUUUUCCAGACUUCCAGUCUUCACAACUCCAAUUUCCAGGGGUUACAAAAUUUCUUCACACUUUCCAACCAGAGCAAUCUCUACCAGCACCAACAGACUAAUGAACUAUCACACUCAUUUCCUUUUAAGCAAAAUCCAUCUUUUGACGAUCAGUUGGCAUCUAUUGAUAUAAUGCCAGGUUUUUCCAAUGCAAAGGAGGAGCUUUAUAUGGAUUUAAACUACCACCACAAACAGGAGGAUUUCUAUAGUUCAGAUUAUCAAAGUGUGGGGUCAGGGGUCAAUCAAACUGUUCAAUUAUCACCAGCUAUGAGAGGAGGAGGACUUCAUCAUCUCAACUCUUACAAGUCAUCUUGUGGACAGAUGGACUCAUCAGAUAUCCAAGAAGGCCAGUUUUUACCCUACUACAGGAUGGAAGCACAGAAGGCUGAAGGGGCAAAAACAAAGAUGAAGUGCAUUUUAUGCCACCGGGAAUUUAAGAGCUUGCCUGCUCUUAAUGGCCACAUGCGUUCCCAUGGAGGUUUCAGGACACUUUCCACAACGUUUAAAACUGUUUCCUUACAGACUGAUGAACAAAUUCAAUUGUCUAAAGAAGUGAUUUCAGGUGAUCCCAUUGUGUUCCCCGUGUCUAUUCCUGUAAAGGAUUACUCAGUUCCCUCCAGGCUUUCUAAUAACUUUCAUAACCACGUGAGCCAUAAUGAUUUAAAUGACUCAGGCGAGACUCAUUCACAGCGACCAAAGGUUCCACCCUCACGUGCAAAGAAUUCAGCAAAGACUGGAGAAUGUGCAGCAAAGCAAGAGAAAAAGCGGUAUCGCCACUGCCUAGUGCCACUUUUAAUUUCACCAUGCGGUGCAGAUAUUGAAUCCAGAGGGCCAGUGCUUUUCCAAAGCCAACUACGUUCACCAGGCAGCUGCGGAGAUGACGUUCCAUACACUCCUCCACCGAUGCUCAGCCCUGUACGUCCAGGCUCUGGGCUUUUCACUAAUGUUAAUGCAGGGCAUCCAUGCACUGAAGCACAAACUGUUCCACGGGUUCGUUUGUGCAAGGACAGUGACAAACGUGACUGCAGUGUAGCAUUAGAUUCAGGGGAUAAAUCAAGUAGCAUUAAACCCCGGAUCAAUAUUGGGUGCGAAUUUCAAGCAGACAUUCCAGAUAUUCAGAAUCGCUCUAAAAUGACAGACGACAUCCAUAAAGCUAAUCUUCUGUGGACUCCUUUCCAUUUGGAUACCCCUGAGAAGCAGCAGAGAGUGGAGGAUCUUCUGAAGAUGGCAUGUUCCAGUGUGCUUCCAGGAGGAGGGACAAACACAGAAUACACUCUUCAUUGUCUUUUUGACUGUAAUGGGGAUAUUUUGACAACCCUGGAGAAACUACUCUCGCUGACCACACAUAAACUUGUGUCUAACCUUCACCCAAAUUAUCAUUAUGCUGGAUCAGAUAAAUGGACUCUGCAGGAGAAAAGACAACUGAAUAAGGCCCUAUUCAUUCACAACAAAGAUUUUCAUCUUAUCCAGAAAAUGGUGAAGACAAAGUCAGUAGCCCAGUGUGUCGAGUAUUACUACACAUGGAAGGAGAAGCUUCGACUGGGCCGAAGAUUCAGCACAGGUCCAAUAACUCCAGGUCAAGUGAAAGAUAAUAGGGGACACUUGAAGGAAGCGAAAAUCAAACAGCCUGUGCAUGAAACAAAGAACAAAACUGAAGCAGUGGAAAUUUCUGAGCCUUUUGAUUCUGUCAGUGGUGCAUUUGUUUGUGAAGAAUCCAGAUCUGGUCCUCAGAUGUUUAAUGAGAAUGAAUGGAACCAAAGUAAUAUAAUUGGACUCUGUAAAUCUCCAGCUGAAUAUAGCAAACCCAAAUCAGCUCCUCGCUUUGCUUCUGGCUCUGUAAAAAGCUCACCUUCAAGUAGUUCAACAAGUGGAGACACUGAUUCAAAUCUCAUCUUCCCAUGCAGUGAAUGUGGAAAAGUCUUUCUUAAAGUGAAAAGUCGCAAUGCUCACAUGAAGACUCAUCGCCAACCUGACGAUCAACACUUCUGGACGCUUCAUAAUCCUCCUGAACAGGAAAACAAGAGGACAGUGACUCCUGCCAGUCCUACUGUUGGACUAAUUCAGUUACCCCUAACUCCCCAUUCUAUUUCUUACAGCAAUAAUGGAGAUAUAAAACCAUUAUUUGUUAACAGUGCAGCACGGCAACAAGCAGACUGCCGCUUGCAGAACCAGAAUCUUAAAUAGUGACGCAGUGACCUCUGCUGGACUGGACCAAACUAAGUGGAGCUAAUGAUUAAUGAAGUGUUCUUGCCAUGGUUUUAAUAGUUUGUAAAAAGCUGUAUCUAAUGAAACAAAUGUUUAUAAGGUUUAUUAAUGGUGAGAUCACACUUUUGGUUGUAAAAAAUAUUUUAGUCUUUAGAAUAUCUUUGUUAACCUACAAAGGUGCACUGUAGAAAGAACUGGCCCAACUGGUACUUCUUCUUCUUCUUCUUCCUUCUAUCGGCUUCUCCUUUUAGAGGUUGCCACAGCGGAUCAUCCGUCUCCAUACCCCCGUCCUUUACAUCUGCCUCUUUCAAACCAACUACCUGCAUGUCUUCCCUCAACACAUCCAUAAACCUCCUCCUUGGCCUUCCU